AUGCAAUAAUCAGCAAAUACUAGAUAAAUAUUAGAUUUAGAUUUUUAAAAAGAACUUUAUUAAGAAGAUCUAAAGAAGCUUGUGACGAAUAUUCAAGAUAAAUAAAAAUCUUAUAAUGACACAAGAUUAUUAUAAAGUGAACUUGUGUAAAAAAUCAUCAAAAUUUGUUAUUAAAAAUAUGAAGAUGAUAUUAUUAAGAAAAGAAUCGAACUUUAAGAGUUAAAAUCAAGGUCAGAAGAGUAAAAGGCUAAACAGGAUGAAGAAUACAACAAUUUAGAAAUGGAACUUAAAAAUAAAAUAGUCAAUGUAUUCAUACGUUUUCAAAAAUAUUAUGAUAAAAUAGCCUAAGAAAAAACUAAAUUAGAAGAGUUAAUAGUUGGAGAUUAAAUUGAUGGAGAUUACAUUUUAAUUUUGCAAAGUGUUCAUUAAUCAUUAUCUGAUUUUGAAUUAGCUAAAGAUAAUGAAUGUAUUAAUUAGUAAACAUUUUUAUCUUUAAAAUCUCCUAAUGUUCACACUAAAUAGCAUUAAAAAAUGUCUCAUUUAAAUUCAUAUGUCAACACACUCAUUACAAAAAUUGAAUAUGGUGAUUAAUAAAUUUUAAAUAACUAAUCUGAAAAUUCAUAAAUCUAAAUUAUUUUAUCAUAAAAACUCACUUCCCUCAAAUAAUAAAUCAGAUAACUGUAAUAAUUUAAUCAUGAUUGUGUAUAAGAAGUUUUUGAUCUUUAAUCUGACUUUCUUAAUAGUUAAAGAAACCUUAAAAAUAUGAGAUUAAAUAUCUAAAAUUCUUUUGCCAAAGAAGAAGAAUAAAAAUGUGCAGAAAUUAUUUAAUUAGAAUAAUUAAAAUCUGAUAUGGAUAAAAAUUAUAAAUCUUAUACAUAAAUUGUAUUAUAAGGAAAUAGUUAAAAAAAAGAUUAUGAAGAAAAUAUAAUCAGAUUAAUUUCAUUAUCUAAUUCAUUAAUUCAAUCCUUAAAUAAUAGCAUAGAAUAAUUUAGAUUAUAAUUAGAAGCAUUCUCUUUAACUCCUGAUUCUAAAACACCUUCAAGUACUUCAAUAAAAAAGAUUAAUAUUUAAAAUCCUUAUAAAAAAUAUUAAAAUGAUAAAAUUUAAACAGAGCCUUCUACUUAUAAUAUAUAAAAAUCUAUUUACUUCAGAAGAAAACCUUAAGUAGAAAAAUUAGGCUCGAUCAAAACAGAUGAAAAUAACAUUACAUCAUUCUCAUCUAUUUUUAAAUAAACUUCUUAAUCACCCAAUUUUAGAAAUUAAAUUUUACCAGAAAAAUAAACGGCAUUACCUUUGAAAUGUUCUUGUCCUCCUGAAUGUUUAUGUUAAUAAUAUAUAUAAGAAUAAUUACACACAUGCAACAAUUAAUUGUAUAUAAAUUAAAAAGGAAUUCUAUUAUGUUAAGUUUGUUAAAUAUCUUUUUAAAUAAAUGAACAUCAAUUUUACUGUUAAUUUAAUAAGACUAAAAAUAAGUUUAAAUAAUUUCAUGAUUUUAUUCAUUCUUUUUGGAAAUAUAUUAUAAGUUUGACUUUAAAUUAAUAAAUUGUAGAUUUUUGGAUCGGUCUAAUUAUAAAUUGCAAAUAAUAAUGGUAAAAUGGGUCACCAAGAUUGCCUUCGAUAAAAUAAGAUGAAAUAAUUGUAAAUUUUCAAUCAAAUUGUCCCAAUCAAAGCUUUUGCAAUCAUAAAAGUCUUCUCCCUCAAAUACAUUCUACAUGUAACACUCCAUUAUAAUUAUCUAAUUAUGGAGAUGUUAUUUGUAAAAGAUGUCAGUACUCAAUGUUUAUUUAAUAUCAUUUAAUUUAAUGCCAUGAAAAUAAUUAAUUUUAUGCAUUUUAGAGUGUUGAAGAAUUUAUUUUAUCAAUUGAUCCUUAUAUAAAAUAAUUGAUAAGAUAAGAAAAAAAUGAUUGUAAUUAAUUUUUAUAAUCAUUGAUUAUUAAUUUGAAUAAAAAAUGGAAAUGA
This is a messenger RNA of Paramecium sonneborni, 1959 nucleotides long. The record is from the annotation of a GenBank genome assembly. NCBI's taxonomy places the organism in Eukaryota, Ciliophora, Oligohymenophorea, Peniculida, Parameciidae.